This is a messenger RNA of Amyelois transitella, 1292 nucleotides long. RefSeq lists its product as uncharacterized. The record is from RefSeq and is a predicted model, not a curated record. The coding region runs from base 61 to 1011 and encodes 316 amino acids. The transcript has 3 exons. Lineage: Eukaryota; Metazoa; Arthropoda; Insecta; Lepidoptera; Pyralidae. Gene Ontology annotation, molecular function: structural constituent of chitin-based larval cuticle. Gene Ontology annotation, cellular component: chitin-based extracellular matrix.
AGUGCUCAUGAAGUCUGGAGUACCACUCAUCAGUAGAAUUCUGGACUUUAUACAGUGAAGAUGUUUUAUAAAUUAAUUUUCGUGUGCUUGUUAGCGACGUGCGUGAAUUCUGCGCCGGCGCCGGAUAGCGCGCCACCACCGGAAAAACAGCAACCUACAGUGAUCCCAAUAGUUUCACAAUCAGAGGAAUUGGAGCCGAAUGGCACAUAUAAAUUUAGCUAUGAAACUGGCAAUGGAAUUAAACGCGAAGAAACAUCAUAUGAUAAGGUGCUCCCAAAAGGCCGCUCUGCCAGUAGUAAUGAAGGCGGUGAGAGUGACAGUGAUGAAAGCGAUGAAAUUCAUGUACAGCAAGGAUCUUAUUCCUACACCGCUCCUGAUGGAACGCUCAUUUCUGUGAGGUACAUUGCUGACGAAAAUGGUUUUCGACCAAUUGGGGACCACAUACCUAGAAUACCUUCCGCAUCAUCGGAAAAUUCGGGUGAAAAGUCUGGUCGUGCGCUAAAGUCUGACAGCAAAGCUUCUGGUUCUGCACCUGCAGCUAAAACUGCGAAACCUGACUCACAAACACCGGCAAAAAAACAAGAAGAAUCAUCUGAUUCUCCUGAUGCACAAAAAAAAUCUGCUGAUUCUAGUCAGGCACCAGAAGCACAGACUGAAACAGCAUCUUCUUCGCCGGAAUCCUCAACACCAUCAGAGUCAACAACAUCAGCGGCAUCCGAAACAAGUAACCCAGCUGAAGCGUCUUCAACUGCCACUCCCGAAGGUUCAUCGACUACAGGUUCGGAGUCGUCUUCUACAGCUAGUCCUGAAUUAUCAACUGCCGCUUCAGAUGUAUCAUCAACGUCUAGUGCCGACACGCCAUCAACUGCCUUGACAGAAUCUGCUUCUGAGGCAGCAUCAACAGCCGGUCCUGCUUCCACCCCAACCUCUGAGGAAUCUCUUUCUUCUACGGGAUCCGCACCAGCGGAGGAUUCUUCAACGGAAGCAGCGACAUCUACUACUGCUGUUUAAUUUUAAUAAAAAUGAAAAAGCUUUAUAAUGGUGCCAUCUUCGUAUAAUAACAUGUUUAAUUCUCUAAGUGAUAUAAGAUGUUUCUGAUUUGAGCCUUUAGUAUUAUGCUUAUCUGAUAAAAUCGUCCCAAAUGGAUGUCUAAAGGAUAAUCUGUUCACCACACAUAAAUAAUUUUAUACAUAAAUUGAAAAAAAAAAAACCUGAUUGUGAUAUUCGUUGUAUUAUAGUCGACAUUGUGUGUAAUGUUUAUUGACCUUUUGUAAAUUAUAUAAUGAACUGCC